GAUGGUGGCGCUGUUGGGACUGGCCGCUCCAGAGGCCUGGGCUACCGACUCAACGAUUUGAGCCCCGUCCAUCUGCCGGAAUACUACGAAUCUGGCCAGCCCUACGGCCCGGACCGACAUGCCUCCGUUUGGUCAGAGAAGCAGGGAAAACGGAUGACUCAGCGUCUACGGAUUACCGGAAAUCCUCGGGUAUCCCUUCGUCUUUGGGAUCACAAAGUCGCUAACUUGAGUGAUCUUUUGUCAGUGUUGUUUCUUGUCGCAUGUUGUCAAAUCGCCUAUCGUCGGCCGUACCUCCUCAAACAGGCCAAGAAGGCAACCGAGGGGUCGGAGAGCAAGCAGUUUAAUGAAUCGUUUUUACGCACAUUUGGCAUACCUACACUAUCCCAAGCCUUGACGACAGUCGUGCCUAGCGCCGGAAGAAGUAAGGGCUCAGAACAGAUGAACGAGGACGAUGGCAGCCGUGACAACAGCGUCUGGACAGGGUUUCAGAAAAUUCCGACAUUAAUACAGAGUCGUCAGGGCGAUAAUGACCAUGAUGAGAUUGUGGAAGGUGCAGGGGAAUUAACACUUUUGGAGAAGAUGAGACUGAGAAUUGCUAAAUUGAAGAUGGAGGCCAAAGAAGAGAUGAGCACAAAUGCAGAAAGAGUGUAA
Protopolystoma xenopodis is the source of this 651-nucleotide messenger RNA. Lineage: Eukaryota; Metazoa; Platyhelminthes; Monogenea; Polystomatidea; Polystomatidae. The record is from the annotation of a GenBank genome assembly.